Cavenderia fasciculata is the source of this 1638-nucleotide messenger RNA. RefSeq lists its product as uncharacterized. The record is from RefSeq and is a predicted model, not a curated record. The transcript is spliced from 2 exons. Bases 1 to 1638 code for a protein of 545 amino acids. Lineage: Eukaryota; Evosea; Eumycetozoa; Acytosteliales; Cavenderiaceae.
AUGGAUGCUCAACUACAAUUACAACAACAACAAUUACAACAACAACAACAACAACAACUGUACUUUCAAAAUGUUUAUACACAUACACCAAUCACCAACAAUCAAACACCAAUCUAUGGAUCAUUCCAAAAGCUAAACCAGAGUCAACUUGUACUAAAAAACACUGGUCUCCUCUGUCAUCAGUACCCAUCAUCAUCAUUAUCAUCGAUUCAGUCAAUUCAGUCGAUUCAACCAAGCCAACAAGACCAAGAAUUAUUUGAUCUUUUACUCAAACAAUCAGCUCUUGUUCAAUUUGACCAACCAAUAAUGGACUGUACUGCUAGCUUUUUGUCCUCUGAAACCACAUUCGACAUGUCACCGUCAUCGGCAGACUCUUCUCCAUCCUUUUACUCGUCACCAACCUGUUCUACUGCCUCUUCCUCGCCAUUGAUGAUGACAACCCCAUCAAACUUUAUGCCUGAAAGCAUUGGUAUGCCAUCGUCACCUUUGACCGUCUCUCAACAAUCCAUCUUUCCAUUUGUUGAUCUAUACAACCACCAACAACAACAACAACAAGAUACCACCACAGUCUUUGUAAACAUGUUACCAGAGACUACGACCCCUCCAGCUCAACAAAUGUCACAACUAUUACCAUCACAACCCUUACCAUCACAAAUGUUACCAUCGCAACUGUUGCCAUCACCAAAGUCACCUCAAUCUGACUAUUCUGAAAUGAGUGAUACAGAUUCUGACAAUUCAGACCUUGUUCCGGGAUCGGCUAGACCCAGUCAUAUGAGCUCGGUACCAAAAAAAGUCAUUACACCAAAACAACAACAAGUCCGUAAUCAACAACGUCCCAAGAAAUCAAAAAAGGGUGCUAUUGUCCAAUCGUCGUCGUUGUCGUCGUCGUCGCUGUCGUUGGGAGAAGGAAUGACCAUGACUAUGACAACAAGUGCCAAUGUAGCCGUUGAGAAUGGAAAUAUGAAUCCAUGGACAUUCCAGAUGCAGGGUACUCUAUACCGUGACGACGAGACACUCAUCAAACGCCAACACAUCAUUGUGAUUGCAUCGUGUGACCACGAGUCGAGCGAGACCUACAACAUUGAAAACCAAACCUCCAAUGUUGACGAUGACGGUAUUGCUUGCAUCAAGGGUAUCAAGGUGACCAAGGCACUGCGUAGUCGUAGCCGUGCCACUCAAGGUACUGCCAAUGUCCAAAAGUUCAAGUUGCACUUUGUAGCCUAUGACAAAAAGGGCAGCUUCCUCGUCCCCAUCCCCAACUGCCACAUUGUAUCCGAAGAUAUCACCUACUUGGCCAACACCAAGAACAUGUUGCCACCCGACAUUACUCAAGUCGAAAAGAUCACUGCCGACAAGCUACCAAGCAACUUUGUCACUCAAGAUGCCGACACUUAUAUCUUUUACUGUAACCGUAUCAAAUGGGGAAAGUCAAACAACUUUUCAAUUGCUUUCCAAGAUCCCAGAACACAAGAGAUCGUUAGCUAUGUAACAGAGUCUGAUAGCACUCGUCUCACCCCAACUCUAAAGAAAAAGGUUUCUGGUUUCCUUUCAGUUCCAAUUGAAUAUAGAAAUUAUAAUUUGGUUGCUGGUUUUUAUUCUAAAAAGGAUAAAACUACUAUUUGGAGUAAUAAUAAAUAG